Messenger RNA from Staurois parvus, 3335 nucleotides. The record is from the annotation of a GenBank genome assembly. NCBI's taxonomy places the organism in Eukaryota, Metazoa, Chordata, Amphibia, Anura, Ranidae.
AUGUCUGUUAGCGCAACAGAGGGUGACAUCCCAAGGUUCUUUGUGGGAUGUGAGGAAUCAGAUGAGGGUCUGGACCAAGAUAAAGCAGAAAAUGUACAUAAUAUCUAUGACAACAUUGAUGACGAGGAUGACGACGAGGAUGAAGAAUAUGAUUCUCCCCCAGAGAGACAGAUUGUGGUGGGAAUCUGCGCUAUGGCUAAAAAAUCCAAAUCUAAGCCCAUGAAAGAAAUCUUGGAACGUCUGUCGCUGUUCAAGUACAUCACUGUUGUUAUAUUUGAAGAAGACGUCAUUUUAAAACGAAUGUGUGGAAAACUGGCCACUGUGUGAUUGCCUCAUUUCCUUUCACUCCAAAGGUUUUCCAUUGGACAAAGCAGUUGACUAUGCAAAACUCAGGAAUCCAUUUGUUAUCAAUGACUUGAAUCUACAAUAUCAAAUUCAAGACCGGAGAGAGGUUUAUAGGAUCCUUAAAGAUGAGGGGAUCUUGCUACCUCGAUAUGCUGUCCUAAACCGUGAUCCAAACAAACCUGAUGAAUGUAAUUUAAUAGAGGGUGAAGAUCAUGUUGAGGUAAAUGGGGAAAUUUUCCAGAAACCCUUUGUGGAAAAGCCAGUGAGUGCUGAGGACCAUAAUGUUUACAUCUACUACCCAACAUCUGCUGGAGGUGGGAGCCAAAGACUGUUCCGAAAGAUUGGUAGCCGCAGCAGUGUGUAUUCACCUGAAAGCAGUGUCAGAAAGACUGGUUUCAUACAUUUAUGAAGAGUUUAUGCCUACUGAUGGCACUGAUGUAAAGGUUUACACUGUAGGACCAGAUUAUGCCCAUGCUGAAGCUCGGAAAUCUCCUGCACUCGACGGCAAGGUAGAGCGGGACAGUGAAGGAAAAGAAGUACGGUAUCCUGUCAUCCUAAACGCCAGAGAGAAACUAAUAGCUUGGAAAGUGUGCUAGCUUUCAAGCAAACGGUUUGUGGCUUUGAUCUGCUUCGUGCAAAUGGCCAGUCUUAUGUGUGUGAUGUUAAUGGAUUUAGCUUUGUGAAGAACUCCAUGAAGUAUUAUGAUGACUGUGCAAAGAUUCUUGGAAAUAUCAUUAUGCGUGAGCUAGCCCCUCAGUUCCACAUUCCCUGGUCAAUACCACUGGAAGCAGAAGAUAUACCUAUAGUUCCCACAACAUCUGGAACAAUGAUGGAGCUUCGAUGUGUUAUUGCAGUGAUAAGACAUGGUGAUCGGACACCAAAGCAAAAAAUGAAAAUGGAAGUAAGGCAUCAAAGGUUUUUUGAUCUGUUUGAAAAAUGUUACGGCUACAAGACUGGGAAAUUAAAGCUGAAGAAACCAAAGCAAUUGCAGGAAGUCCUGGAUAUUGCAAGGCAGCUUCUUGUUGAGCUUGGACAAAACAAUGAUUCCGAAAUUGAGGAAAGCAAAGCAAAGCUGGAACAGCUUAAAACAGUGUUAGAGAUGUAUGGACACUUUUCUGGAAUAAAUCGCAAAGUUCAGUUGACAUAUCUUCCCCAUGGUUGUCCUAAGACAUCUAGUGAAGAAGAAGACUGUCGAAGAGAUGAGCCAUCACUACUUCUAGUCCUUAAGUGGGGAGGUGAACUGACCCCUGCAGGGCGAGUUCAAGCUGAGGAACUCGGGAGGGCGUUUCGGUGCAUGUAUCCUGGAGGACAAGGAGACUAUGCUGGUUUCCCAGGAUGUGGUUUACUUAGAUUACACAGUACUUACCGACAUGACCUGAAGAUCUACGCCUCAGAUGAAGGGAGAGUCCAGAUGACUGCUGCAGCUUUUGCUAAAGGCUUGCUGGCUUUGGAAGGUGAGCUGACCCCAAUACUUGUGCAGAUGGUGAAAAGUGCCAAUAUGAAUGGUCUCUUGGAUAGUGACAGUGACUCAUUAAGUAGCUGUCAGCAUCGAGUGAAGGCACGACUUCAUGAAAUACUUCAGCGGGAUCGUGAUUUUAGUUCUGAGGACUAUGAAAAGCUGACACCUACUGGAAGCAUAUCGCAGAUUAAAUCCAUGCAGAUUAUAAAGAAUCCAGUUAAGACCUGUGACAAAGUGUAUUCAUUAAUUCAAAGCCUAACAUCCCAAAUUCGACUAAAAAUGGAAGAUCCAAAAUUUGCAGAUAUUGAGCUCUAUCACAGUGAGACCCUGGAAUUGAUGCUGCGCCGAUGGUCCAAACUGGAAAAAGAUUUCAAAACAAAAAAUGGAAGAUACGAUAUCAGCAAGAUUCCUGAUAUUUAUGAUUGUAUAAAGUACGACGUGCAACAUAAUGGGUCAUUAAAACUGGAGAACACAAUGGAAUUGUAUAGGGUAUCCAAGGCACUAGCUGAUAUUGUUAUUCCUCAGGAAUAUGGUAUAUCCAAAGCAGAAAAACUGGAGAUUGCUAAAGGUUACUGUACACCUCUUGUUCGAAAGAUUCGCUCUGAUCUACAAAGAACACAAGAUGAUGACACAGUAAAUAAGCUUCAUCCACUGUAUUCUCGUGGUGUGAUGUCUCCAGAGCGGCACGUGCGCACACACGUUUGUAUUUUACCAGCGAAAGUCAUGUUCAUUCACUACUGUCAAUUCUUCGUUUUGGAGCGCUCUGUGAUGAGACGAAGGAUGAGCAGUGGAAAAGGGCGAUGGACUACUUGAACUUUGUGAAUGAACUGAAUUACAUGACACAGAUAGUUAUUAUGCUGUAUGAGGACCCAAACAAGGAUCUAUCAUCAGAGGAGCGUUUCCAUGUAGAAUUGCACUUUAGUCCAGGUGCAAAAGGCUGCGAAGAGGAUAAGAAUUUGCCUUCAGGGUUUGGAUACAGGCCAGCAUCAAGAGAGAGUGAAAGCUCCAAGAAACACAUCCACGGCAAUGACAGUGAUGAAGAGUCUGGCAUGUGCAGAAGAGAUGAGCCUGACAGAUCCAUGGUGAUGUUUAAACCUAUGGUGUCUGAUCCUAUUUACAUACACAGGAAAUCACCUUUACCGCGUUCCAGAAAGAUAGGUUCAGUGGAGGAAGAGAGCCCCCUGAGUGUGUCUAGCCCAGAGUGUAUCGGUACCUGGAUGCAUUACACCAGUGCUGUGGGUUCUGGGCGUCGAAGACGCAGAUCAGGGGAUAAAAUCACUUCUUCCCCUGUGUCCCCUAAAUCAUUGGCUUUCACAUCCAGUAUAUUUGGCUCAUGGCAACAGGUGCUAUCAGAUAACAAUAGCCAUCUAAGAGCAGCCAGAAUAUUGGAGCAGAAGCACAGUGGCUUAGGGUCUCACUGCGCGGGUCUGUUUAGUACUACAGUGCUCGGGGCCUCUUCAAGUGCACCUAACCUUCUGGAUUAUGCUCGUGCUCAUCGUAAAAAGCUGACUACUUCUGGCUGCAUAGAUGG